Capsaspora owczarzaki ATCC 30864 is the source of this 3839-nucleotide messenger RNA. RefSeq names its product protein kinase. The coding region runs from base 72 to 3674 and encodes 1200 amino acids. The record is from RefSeq and is a predicted model, not a curated record. Gene Ontology annotation, biological process: protein phosphorylation. NCBI's taxonomy places the organism in Eukaryota, Filasterea, Ministeriida, Capsasporidae. The transcript has a single exon. Gene Ontology annotation, molecular function: ATP binding; protein kinase activity.
UUUUUUUUUUUUUUUUUUUUUUUCUAUUGGUUUUCCAUUGCAUUGCAUUGUUGGUUUCCGUUUGAACAACAAUGAUGGAGCCACCGCCACGAGAUGACGACGGCGGGCGACUGUUGCGCACAAACAACAGGCAGCAACCACAUCAGCAGCAACCACAGCAACAGCAGCAGCAGCAACCGCGGUCGUUGGGAUUGGUGGCUGCUGCCGAAGCCGAAGCCGAAGCCGCGAAGACGAUGAGUGGCGAGAUGACUGGUGCGAGUCCAGCCACCGCUUCGACCUCCGCUGCGACGGCCUCUCAUGCUGCUUUCGUGGGAGGAGAGGCGCACAUCCAACCUGAAGCAAAGCGCGGCCACUUGGCGGGCGGUGGAAGCAGCAGCAGCAGCAGUGACGAAGCUGGAUUGCCAUUCUCACUCCAAGCUUCGGAUGCUGCGGUCCCCUUCGCGAGUCCCUCUGCCACCACCACGCCAGCCGAAUCAACGUCACUGCGACUACAGCCACCAUUGUCAGACGAGCCCAGGCGCGGUGGCGCUCGAGGCACCUCCUCGUCGUCGUCUCAGGACCAACAGCCAAAUUCGACCCCUGCUGCUCCUGCUUCCGACGCUUCCCGCUUCCAAGGGACCAACACACUGCCGUCACAGCCACCAUUAUACGCAUCACCGCCGUCCUCACUCCUACUCCAACCAGUGGGUGCUGCUGGGUCGAGCGACGUGGUGACGAGGUCGGUCGCAACCGCGUCUGCAUCUGCGUCGAGCGACGCGUUCGCAUCCGAGUCGAGCUUUGCCUCGUCAACGUCCAUGUCGUCGCAGUCGCAGUUUGAGCGCUACGAAAUCCUCAAGGCGAUUGGCAAGGGAUCGUUCGGCGCAGUGUACAUGGGUCUCGACCGGCAGCUGUCCGUCAACGUUGCCAUCAAGGCGAUCGACAAGCACAAGACCAAGCACAAGAAGAUCAAGCGAGAGCUCUUGCUCGGAGAGACGCUCAUCCACCCGCAUAUUGCGCGAGUGCUCGACUACGUCGACGCCAAGGACACCGUCUACAUUAUUCAAGAGUUUGUUGCGGGCGGCGACUUGUACGAUGUCAUCGCCGGUGCCAACGCCAGCCACGCAGGCGCAACCACUGCCACCACACUCCAUGGAGCGCUGCGAGUACCGUCGCGCUCGCGGUCUCGAUCAACGCUGACGGCGCGUGCUGCCCAGAGCGGCGGAGCGCACGGCCUGACCAUUCCAGAGUUGCAGCAAUACCUACGGCAGCAGCAUCGCCCGCCAUCGUCCGUCACGUUCGCGGCUACGACUGUGGGAGUGUCGGAAGAGGACGAGGACGACGAUCUGGAAGAGCUCUUCCCAAGGUACCACCACGGCGUCGAGGAAGGUCGCGUCCGGCGAAUCAUGAAUCAACUGGUCGACGCCCUCUCCUACCUGCACGCACGCCACAUUGUCCACCGCGACGUCAAGCCGGAAAACAUUGUGCUCGACGAGCAGGGCAACAUCAAGCUGAUUGACUUUGGCAUGGCUGGGCCCGAGUUUGGCAAGGUCUGCCGCGACACUGGUACGGUGCCCUACAUGGCUCCCGAGGUCUACAGUGCAACGGGCUUUGUGCGUGUUGACGGCAAGGCUCUGGAUGUGUGGGGCGCGGGCAUUGUAUUAAUCUUGAUGCUCACUGGCGACCUGCCGUGGCUCAUCCCGUCGAUCGACGAGAGUGCCGAGUUUGCCGCGUUCGUUCAUCACGAGUACCAGCAUCGCAAGCCGUGGGUGCUCUUCGUCCCACGCCUGCUUGAGCUAGUUUCUGCCAUGCUCCGAUACGAUCCUGGCGAGCGGUGCGCCAUCUCCGUGGUGCAGCGGUAUCUCGAUGAGCGGUGGCUGGUUGCGAGCUCUGCCUCGUCCACGUCGCCCGGCACGGCUGCACCCAGUAAUGGCGCGGCGGCUGGCUCUCUUUCGCCACUUGCUACUUCGAAACGCGCCGCACCGCCCGUGUCCGCCGAUGUCAGUGCCGAGGGCGCCAUUGUGGUGCCGCACGACGUCGUCAUGCCACCCAUCAAAACUCGCUCCAAGAGUCUUCUGGGACCGUCGCGGUCAUUGGACGACACGUUAAUGUCUCGCAGUCCUGCCGCCCCUGUACCUGCAAGUGUGCCCUCUGUACCUGCACCUGCGCCUGCACCUGCACCUGCUGCGCCUCCCUCGGCCCCGAUCGACAUGCCUGUCGCCGUUUCUAGUUCUGUCGCUGCUUCUAGUUCCGUAGCCGCUUCGGGUUCUGUUGCAUCCAUGACUGGUACAGCCGUUGGCUCGAGCGAUUCCGCUUUUUCAAGCUCGGCCAGUCACAUUCACACAAGCGUCUCUGGAUCCGGCGCGACGCCUGCGGCGACACCGACCAAGAAGGAUCGCAGCGGAUCAACGCUGUCGCUCACUCUUCCACCAGCAGCGCCGUCUUCCGCCAAGGACUCUGGCUGGCAAUCUGACACUGGCUCCAGCUCCACCCCGGCCAUCACCACCUUCUUUACGCCAUUCAGCAGCUCCAACACGGACAACCAACUUGUUAACACGACCCCCACAACUGCCUCGGCAGCAACCACACCUGGUGGCUCAGCGACUCCCCUCUCCGCCGGUCCCGGCACCCCCAAGCGGAAAAAGGACAAGGACAAGGACAAGGAUAAAGAGCGGGACAAGUCCAAAGACAAAGAGAAGGACAAGGACAAGGACAAGGACAAAGAGAAGGACAAGGACAAAGAGAAGGACAAAGAGAAGGACAAGCCUAAACGCCCGUCGGUUGCCUACGAUCCCGCACUUUCCGUCUACCCUCAGUUCACUGUCAAGCAGUUCCGGGAACUGUCGCACAUGCAACCACUGCACUCGGAUGUCUGGCAUUUGUCCUUGUCUGAGGAAGAGCAGCGCGUGUUUGGUGCAGCAGAGGAUUUGCGCGUGCACCACAUCUCGGAACGUGAGGGCCUCCCUUCUGUCAGCAGUUCUGUUGCUGAACCACUUCGAGUUGAAUUUGAACACGGCGAGACUGCGUCCCAGCCAGCGUCGGACCUUGCGCCCGAUGUUGCUGGUUCUGCCAACUCGACCGUGCCGCUGACAAGGGUGCCAGGCGCCCUUACCCGACAAGCAAUAAGUCGUACUGAAUCGAAUCAGAGCGCGCAAGACGGCGCACGCGUCAGUGUCUAUCUUGACUCGACAGAGCACCCAGAGCUCUUGGUGUGGGACAAGACGGCGCACGGCAACUGGCCAGGCAGCUCCAGCAAGCGCAACUCUGUCCUUCCGCCGUAUUUGACAGAGGCGAGCGGCCUGCUCCCAGCUGCUGCUGCGUCUGCUGGCCGGGAGCACGAUCUUGCCGGGGGCUCGGCGCCGCUGUCUCCUUCGCGCCUCGAUGGCGCAGAUGAUGCGUCGGAUUUCGUCUCUGCCGUGGAUCCCGCUGAUUUUGCAACCGAUGCGUUUGGUGACGCAGCAGCAGCAGCAGCAACAGCAAGCUCGCCUUCACCUUCUUCAGUAGCAACAGAGGCGUCUCCCAAAACCGUGGUCCAAGUUGAUCGCAUGCCGUUGACAAGCUCCUUGCUGACCAUGCUCGACUCGGAGAAUGGCUCGCGGUUGCAUCCGUUCUAUCAAAUCCAGGGCGUCUCGGUCGAUGCGCCUUCUGCCACGUCGUCCAUACUUCGCACGCCUCAUUCUGUAGAUAGCCAGCCUUAGGCCUAGAGCCGCUCGUCCCUUGAUUUAACAUUUGAUGCUGCUGCUUUUUUUGGUUUGGUGGGUUGUGUUUGUUCUGCUUUCGUUUGCUUUUUUCGACUUUUGCGUUUUUUUGGCUUUUUGUUUCCUUAUUCUGUUCAAUUGGUUGUCGAUCAUUCAAUUAUUCCC